AGAACGUUGCACAUUUCCUUUCAGUUACCAUUUGACCCUAGUAUGAAGAAGAAGAAGAAGAAAAAGAAGACUGGUUUUGACCCUGAUGCUGUAGAAGAUGCACCGGCAGAGACUCCUGCCGAAGACACAGUUACAGAAGAGAAAGGAGGUGACACAGAACAAGUCCCAGAGAAACCAGUGGAUGAAGAAUUGUCCCUGGACUUUGGUGGUUUGAAGAAAAAGAAAAAGAAGAAAAAGAUGGACAUGGAGGAGUUGAAAGAAGCUUUACCAACAGACGGUACAGACGAGGUAGUGGAGGAUGGGGGAGGGGCACCCGAUAUAGGUGUAACAGACGCUGAUCUGUCUCUACCAAUGAAGAAGAAGAAAAAGAAAAAAGUCGAUUUUGAUGAAUUUAAACCAGAACCAGAUGGUGGGGAAGAAAGUUAUGAUGCAACUGAUGGUGAUAAGAAAUCAGGAAGUGCAAAGGGCAAGGCUUGGGUAGGAUCCGACAGAGAUUAUUCAUAUGACGAGUUGCUCACUAGAGUGUUUGACAUUAUACGAGAAAAGAAUCCAGAAAUGGUAACGGGAGAGAAGAAGAAGAUUGUUAUGAGACCUCCUCAAGUCCUCAGAGCAGGUGCUAGAAGAACCUCAUUUGCAAAUUUUGCUGAAAUUAGUAGAAUGUUGCACAGGCAGUCAAAACACGUAUUAGCAUUUUUAUUAGCUGAAUUGGGUACCAGUGGUUCAGUAGACGGAAACAAUCAGCUAAUUAUUAGAGGCAGAUUUAACCAAAAACAAAUAGAAAAUGUUUUAAGAAGAUAUAUUAGUAAGUAUGCUUUCUUUGUAUUGUAACCUCACU
Molecule: messenger RNA, 835 nt
Organism: Mercenaria mercenaria
Lineage: Eukaryota; Metazoa; Mollusca; Bivalvia; Venerida; Veneridae
Product: eukaryotic translation initiation factor 2 subunit 2-like
Exons: 7
Coding region: 43-828 (261 amino acids)
Biological process (GO): formation of cytoplasmic translation initiation complex; formation of translation preinitiation complex; translational initiation
Cellular component (GO): eukaryotic translation initiation factor 2 complex
Molecular function (GO): translation initiation factor activity; translation initiation factor binding; mRNA binding
Source: RefSeq, a predicted model, not a curated record